Striga asiatica is the source of this 1265-nucleotide messenger RNA. Lineage: Eukaryota; Viridiplantae; Streptophyta; Magnoliopsida; Lamiales; Orobanchaceae. The record is from the annotation of a GenBank genome assembly.
CCAACUUUUUGCUUCUUCUUUAACACUACUACACCAAAUUAAAACUAAUUCGAUUUGAUGAAGCCGUAAAAAUUAAUCACACGUGCCACCGCCUCUCCACCCACCAAUCCCGCUCACAACUAUAAUAAAACCAAAGAUACUCCAACUAGCUGAUUUCAGAAAACAAAAAAAUGGUUGUACAAUAUCCUUCUUCCUCUUUGAUGACCGAAUUUUUGCGGCAGUGCGGCGGCGCCGCCGUCAUCGACGGGGGACUUGCGACGGAGCUCCAAAGGCACGGGGCUGACCUCAAUGAUCCUCUGUGGAGUGCUAAGUGCCUCAUCAACUCACCUCACCUUCUAAGAAGGGUUCACUUGGACUACCUUGAAGCUGGUGCAAAUAUCAUUAUAUCCGCAUCUUAUCAGGCUACUCUUCAUGGAUUUGCAGCUAAGGGGCUUUCAGGGAAAGAAGCUGAAGCCUUACUAGAAAAAAGUGUAAAGAUAGCUUGUGAGGCUCGUGAUAUAUACUACGAAAGGGCCACUAAAGGCUCGUGGGAUAUUUCAAACGACGGAAUAUCUUUAAAACAACAACGUCCAAUCUUGGUUGCUGCAUCUGUUGGGAGCUAUGGCGCUUAUCUGGCGGAUGGUUCAGAGUAUAGAGGGAUUUAUGGGGAUAACAUUGGUUUGGAAGCUCUCAAAGAUUUUCACCGUAGAAGGGUUCAGGUUUUGGCUGGGUCGGGGGCCGAUUUGAUUGCAUUUGAGACCAUCCCAAAUAAGCUGGAAGCUAAGGCAUAUGCAGAGCUUCUGGAAGAAGAGGGAAUUAACAUACCUGCCUGGUUUUCCUUCACUUCCAAUGAUGGGAACAAUGUAGCCAGUGGCGACCCAAUUGAAGAUUGUGCCUUAGUUGCUGAGAGUAGCACUCGAGUGACGACAAAACCGAUUCUCGUAUAUCCGAACAGUGGCGAGACUUAUGAUGGGAACACAAAGGAAUGGAUGCCAUCAAUGGGUGUCUCGGAUGUUGAUUUUGUUUCGUACGUGGGGAAAUGGAGGGAAGCAGGGGCUUCUCUGAUUGGGGGAUGCUGUAGGACCACACCAAACACCAUUGCAGCUAUUUCUAAGUCGCGGGUCGAGGGCGACGGCGCCAGAAUAGACCGCGAUAGAUCUACCUCGAUCUUACCUCCAUAUAUUGUGGGGGUUCCACCUCCGAUCGAUCCGUUCCUGCACUGCCUGAGCGAGAAAUCGGCAGACCAUUCAGAGACUAGCCAUGUAGUCCGUAAUCUGUGGGGAUAG